AUGGAACCAACUCUGGAUCAGUUGGAAGCGUCAUUGACUGACAUUUCACUUACAAACAUCAGCCAAUCUCCUAUGGAAUACAAUGUGACACCGAGUAAAAUAAGAAGAUUAAUGGAAACAACAGAAGAAAGAGAGAAUAGACUUAAAGCCAAUAGACAACGCGACACAAAUAGAAGGUUGAAUGAAUCUCAAAUGGAAAGAGAACGGAGACUAAAAUCCAAUCGUUUACGAAAUAUUGAAUGUCGAUUGAAUGAGACACAAGAAGAAAGAAGUAUAAGACUUGCUGCCGAAACUUUACGCGUAACACAAAGACGAAUAAAUGAAACAGAAGUAUUGAGAGGAGUAAGAACUGAUGCAGAUCGCCAGCGUUAUCAUCAAUUGGGACGCUUUUAUAAAUCAUUUCGAGGAAACGCUAGACCAGAAAGAAACGAUUUUGGACGUAUGGAUCGCAAGUGUCAAUACUGUGGAGCCAUGUUUUGGGUGAUAGAGAAGACACAUGGAUCAAAAAACGAGCCCAAGUAUUCCAAAUGUUGUAAUAAGGGUCUCAUCAGUUUGCCGCCGUUUCAACCAAUACCUGAUGAACUCGCCAACCUAAUGACAAAUCCUAAUUAUAGACAUUCAUUUUUGAGUAAUAUACGUGCAUACAAUUCUAACUUUUGUUUUGUUUCAGUCGGUGCAAAGUUCGAGGAGCCAACGCGUGAUGGUUUGUGUGCAUUUAAGAUUCAAGGAAACAUGUAUCACCGCAUGGGAUCAAUAUUGCCACAACCUGGAGCGAGCCCUCAAUUUAUGCAAUUGUACUUUUACGACACUGAAAACGAAUCGAAUAACCGAAUGCACGUUAUGAAUGGCCUUAAUCAAGACAUUGUCAACAUUUUAAUGCCAAUGAUGCGCGAAAAUAAUCCAUAUGUAAACAACUUGAAGAUGACAAUUGAUCAGUAUGAUAGCAUUGAUCCAUAUGAAAUUGAUAUAAAGAUUCUAGCUGAAGGACCUACAAUCGAUAGAAGAACAUAUAACGCGCCGACAGCUUCCGAUUUUGCUGCAAUAAUACCGCAAGAAAAUCGUAAUUGUCCAUUGGAUAUUAGAAUUAAAUUAAAGUCAAAUGAAAUUCAAAACAUCAACCAUAAUCACCGUUCGUAUGACGCACUUGCAUAUGCACUGUUGUUUCCUAAAGGUGAUUUUGGUUGGCAUUUUUCAGUUAAAAGUUUAAAUACGGCACACACAAAGAAAGUAACCGCAAUGCAGUACUACAAUUAUGUGUUUCACUACAGAAUAAAUUCUCAUAUCCAUCGAUGCCGACGUUUAUAUCAACAGUUUGCAGUCGACUCAUGGGUAAAAAUAGAAAGCAGUCGUCUUAAUUGGAUUCGUUUCAAUCAACAACAGCUAAGAGCUGCAGAUUAUCGACACAUAAGAGACGCCGUUGAUAAUGAUAUACCAACAAAUAACAUUGGUCAACAAUAUACAAUUUUGCCAUCGAGUUUCACUUAUGGUCCACGAGCUAUGAAUCUUAAAUAUCACGACGCGAUGUCAAUUGUUUCCCAAUAUGGAAAGCCAUCUUUAUUUAUUACAUUCACAUGCAAUCCAAAAUGGCCUGAAAUCACACGAGAAUUGGGAAUUGGAGAGACAGCUAACGACAGACAAGAUCUUAUUGUACGAGUGUUUAAACAAAAAUGCAAAGAAUUGGACGAUGACUUAAGAAAGAAACAUGUGUUGGGCAAAAUCAUCGCUCAUGUAGAUGUUAUUGAAUACCAGAAACGAGGACUUCCUUAUCAACAUGGAAUUUAUUGGUUAGACGAAGCAGAUAAACUGAGAAAUGUUGACGAUUAUAACACUGUCGUUUGUGCCGAAAUACCGAAUGAUGAUGACAUACUAAGAGAAACUAUCACUAAAUGCAUGGUUCAUGGACCCUGUGGCCCGGCAUAUCCUUCCUCACCCUGUAUGAAAGAUAAUAUAUGUACUAAAGGGUAUCCGAUGGCAUUUGUUGAUAAGACUUAUUUAAAUAAACAAGGAUUUGUAAAAUACCAAAGAAGAAACAAUGGUCAAACAGUUGAGUUAAGAAGAGGUCAUGAAAUUGUUUCAGCCGAUAAUAAGUUUAUAGUACCAUAUAAUCGAGGUCUUAGCCGCAAAUAUAAUGCCCAUAUUAACGUUGAAGUUUGCUCUACAAUUCAAAGCUGCAAAUACCUUUUCAAAUAUACACAUAAAGGACAGGAUAAGGCAAUGGCAGGAUUGACUGAGAAAAACUGUGGUAACGACGAAAUAAAGUUAUAUCAAGACAGUAGAUGGGUAUCAACAACAGAAUCGCUAUGGCACAUAUUUGGCUAUGGAAUGCACUCAAAUACACCGGCUGUUUAUCGUCUACCUGUACAUCUUGAGAACCGACAGUUUAUAACAUUUAGAGAAACUACAGAUGUUGAUCAGUUAACAAUACCAAAAGAAACAGAACUUACGCGAUGGAUGGCAUUUAACAAUMAUAGUUCUGAAGGUCGUCAUCUGUUAUAA
This is a messenger RNA of Oppia nitens, 2496 nucleotides long. RefSeq lists its product as uncharacterized. Bases 1 to 2496 code for a protein of 831 amino acids. The record is from RefSeq and is a predicted model, not a curated record. Lineage: Eukaryota; Metazoa; Arthropoda; Arachnida; Sarcoptiformes; Oppiidae. The transcript has 3 exons.